AUGAAUGAGGAUGCGACAUUGAUAGCUCAGAAACCAAGACGGGUGCCGUAUCACUUACUAGAGCCUCUGGAGCAGCGCAUUAACGAAUUCGUCGAAAGUGACAUCAUAGAGAAGGUCCCCGAACAAGAAGCAAUCGAGUGGUGUUCACCUCGUGUGGUACAACCGAAAGCGAAGAAUCCUAAGGACAUCCGAGUGAGUCUCGAUCUCCAAAUUCUAAAUCAGUCUAUGGCACGCACAAGGCACGUACAAUCACCCAUCACCGAAGACUUUGUAAACGAAUUUAAGGACUGCACAGUCUUCAGUAAAAUCGACCUGAACCACGGAUACCAUCAAUUCGCGCUCGAUGAAGAAUCUAGAAAGAUAAUGACAUUCUCAACGCCCUGGGGGAACUAUAGAUACAAAAGACUUGCAUUCGGUGGCAAGAACAGCGAAGAUCUUUUUGAUGCGGAGAUCGCAAAGAUAAUCUCGGGCAUACCUCAUGUCUUAAACAACCGCGACGACAUCAUUGUCGGAGGUAAAGAUUGGGAAGAACACAAUCGGAACUUGGAAACACUGUUCGCACGACUCGCAAUCCACAACAUAACGCUUCGAAAGGAGAAAUGUGAAUUCGGUCGGACAUCGCUAGAAUUCCAUGGUCAUUACUUCACCAGCGAAGGGCUGAGACCAAGUCGUAACAAGAUCAGAGCCAUCCAGGAAAUGGAAAGACCGAAAAGUAAAGAAGAGUUGGUAUCGUUUAUCCAAGUGAUGGCAUAUCUGUCCCGAUUCAUCGAAAAUUUCUCCAGCAGAUAA
Paramuricea clavata is the source of this 789-nucleotide messenger RNA. Lineage: Eukaryota; Metazoa; Cnidaria; Anthozoa; Malacalcyonacea; Plexauridae. The record is from the annotation of a GenBank genome assembly.